Messenger RNA from Chaetura pelagica (chimney swift), 597 nucleotides. RefSeq names its product coiled-coil domain containing 103 (gene DNAAF19). Gene Ontology annotation, biological process: determination of left/right symmetry; inner dynein arm assembly; epithelial cilium movement involved in extracellular fluid movement. Gene Ontology annotation, cellular component: outer dynein arm. The coding region runs from base 1 to 597 and encodes 198 amino acids. NCBI's taxonomy places the organism in Eukaryota, Metazoa, Chordata, Aves, Apodiformes, Apodidae. The record is from RefSeq and is a predicted model, not a curated record. The transcript is spliced from 3 exons.
AUGUGGGACAUCGUGCUGGCAUCACACCUGAAGCCCCUGGAGAAGAAGGACAAGCUGGGUGACACGAGGAGGGUGGUGUGGAACCCCUGUGCAGCCCGAGCCCAGGUGCCACCAGCCAACGACCUGGAGAUCCUCCAGGAACUGGAUCGACUGCCUGGAACCUCUGCUGAGUUUUACAGGGACUGGCGCAGGUGCUUCCAAAGUGGGAAAGAAAAAUACCAGUUUUUGCUGGAGCUUGGAGGGGAGACCUUGGGCAGAAUCUUUCAGGCUGACCUGGGUUUUGGCCUCCUGGGGGAGUUCCUCACAGUGCUGGCAGAGAAUGUCUGUGGUGAAGACAGAGGAGCUGUCCUUCAGAUCCUGCAGAGCCUGGCGGGCACCAAGCGCUUCGGGCUGAACGUGGAUCUUCUGAGCAAGUCGGAGAAGGAGAAGAGCAGGGAUCUGUUCAGGAAGCUGUGGAGCACCAGCAGGGAGGACCAGAGCACUGGCCAUCCUGGCAGCCCCACCAGCUGUGAAUCCCUGAUGGACACCAGCCUGCAAGAGGAAUCUGAGGAGGAGAGGAUGGUGGUGGAGCUGAUGAAAUGUUACCAGGUGAACUGA